Messenger RNA from Sinocyclocheilus anshuiensis, 2860 nucleotides. RefSeq names its product heparan-alpha-glucosaminide N-acetyltransferase-like. Bases 32 to 1771 code for a protein of 579 amino acids. The transcript has 17 exons. Lineage: Eukaryota; Metazoa; Chordata; Actinopteri; Cypriniformes; Cyprinidae. The record is from RefSeq and is a predicted model, not a curated record.
UCACCCCCACCGCAAAACUUCUGUGCUGAAGAUGGAUGAGGCGUCCCUUUCGGUUACCAAUGAGAUUGAGAAUGACAUGAUGCUAUAUGUGGUUUCUGAUCACUGUUACAAGUGUUUGCCCCAGCUGUUGGGAAUAAUACCCGCAAGGCCAGCUUCUGGGACCCCCACUACGGUGGGGUUUGUUGUAGGCACACAACACGCACUGACACUGCAGCUCAACAGCACCUCUGCAAACUUGGAGCAAUGCAAUGUUAACUUCCACUUUGGGGAGCAGGGGAACUAUUCUCUGUGGGUGAAGAACCUGAAUGAGCCAUCACUGGUCAGCUGCUCGAUGAUCACUGAUUCUGAGCCCAUUAACAGCUACCUGCCUAUUUUGUUUGCUUUUCUGGUAUUUGCUCUUCUGGCUGCAUUAUCUGCUGUCUGGAACACCGUUAAAAGACUGGAUGUGGUGACAAAUCUACUUCUUUGCUUGGGGAGCACAGUGGAGACAGAGAGGCUGAUAAACUCGGAGCUUGGCACUCCAAACAGAUUGGUAGAUGCCUCUAUGGAAUCGAUAAUUCCUGCCACUACAGGACGGAGGCUUCGUUCUUUGGAUACUUUCCGUGGCCUUGCCCUGGUCAUUAUGGUGUUUGUCAACUACGGGGGUGGACAUUACUGGUUCUUUAGGCAUGAAAGUUGGAAUGGGCUCACAGUGGCUGAUCUCGUGUUUCCUUGGUUUGUGUUUAUUAUGGGUACUUCUAUUGGUUUGUCCCUGAGCGGUUCAUUGCGCAGCGGUGUCAAACGCACUCAUCUGCUGUGGAAGAUUUUCUGGAGGAGCUUACAACUAUUUCUUAUCGGAGUCAUCAUCGUCAAUCCUAACUACUGCCAAGGACCCUUGUCUUGGGAUUCUCUGCGUAUACCUGGGGUAUUACAGCGUCUGGGCUUCACAUAUCUCAUUGUCGCUAUCUUGGAUCUUGUGGUGGCACGGGACCGACUUACCAACUUGUCAAGUGAAACAUGCUGGUAUUCGGUGCAUGAUGUCUGCCUCUACUGGCCCACAUGGCUGUUUGUGAUUGCCUUUGAGACAAUUUGGUUGUGUUUGACCUUCCUUCUCCCAGUCCCAGACUGCCCAACUGGUUAUUUGGGUCCAGGGGGCAUUGGUGACUUUGGCCAGUACCAAAACUGCACUGGUGGAGCUGCAGGUUACAUUGAUCGCUGGCUGCUGGGAAAUAACCAUAUUUACCAGAUGCCUUCUUCACGGGUUGUAUACCAGUCUGUGAUGCCCUUUGACCCUGAGGGUGUUUUGGGAAGCAUCAACUCUGUAUUGAUGGCAUUUUUGGGUCUUCAGGCAGGGAAAAUUCUGCUGCAUUACAGAGACCAACACAGGCAAAUAAUCACACGAUUUCUCAUUUGGGGAUUCAUACUGGGAAUCAUCUCAGCUGUAUUGACCAAGUGCUCCAGAAAUGACGGCUUCAUCCCUGUCAACAAAAACUUGUGGUCUUUGUCCUAUGUUACGACUCUCAGCUGUUUAGCUUUUGUGGCGCUGGUAGUUUUUUACUACUUGGUGGAUGUAAAGAAGUGGUGGUCUGGCACUCCCUUCUUCUACCCUGGUAUGAAUUCCAUUUUGGUGUAUGUGGGUCAUGAAGUGUUUGAGGAAUAUUUCCCUUUUCGUUGGAAAAUGGCCAAUAACCAAUCACACGCAGAGCACCUGGCACAGAACCUCGUGGCCACCUCCAUAUGGGUGAUCAUAGCCUAUCUCCUCUACAGGAAGAAGAUCUUCUGGAAGAUUUGAAAGUGUAUCUCUGAUUUUAGGAGCUGCUCUUCAUUGUGAAAGAGAUGAUUUGGAUAUUUUUAGUUGUAGAAAAUCAGCAGAUCUCGGAACAUCUGUGCAGAGACUAAAACUCACACAUGAUCCAGGAAUAGAACUUGGCUAUUAUUUGUGAAGAGCAGAAAGAAGAAAAAAAGAAGAGCAUGUGACUGUGCCAAGAUACCUCUGUGGACUCAACAAAGCCCUCAGAAUGAAUGCCAAAAUGCCAAGGCCAGAUUCUGCUAAAACUGAAUUCAAUCAACUCGUUUAGGUUAAUGAAUGACAUUUUGAAGCUCAAUGAUGGAUUAUGAUUGAUAAUGGAAUUUCCUAAAUUAUGAUAUGAAAGAAUUCUGAAAGUCUCGGGACCAAUUUAAAUGUAAUUAGGGUAUUGAUGCAUGCAAUUAUGAAACUAAAAGCAAAUGAGUAGGGGAAUAGAACCCCAGACUACCAAAAAAUAAAAGGUCUUCCAUCAAGGUCUACAAAACAUGCUGAAACAUCCAGUCUUAUCCAGGCAAAAUAAUAUCACACAAUGUUAUGUUUAAGUUUUAAUGUAAUGAAUGCUAGGAUUGGGUUGUUUUACUUUUUUAUUUUCUUUUAUGGACUUUCUGUCUUUGAUACUGUGGUUUUAUUCUUUAUAUCUUAAGAUGAAAGUAUUACAGUUAAAUGGAUGUAUGCUAGUGAGAGAAAAAGAGUGUAUGUUCUACCUUCUCAGAAAGUCUGGAGAUUUGCACAACGUGGAGUGCCAAAUGUAGUGUACUUUAUGGUUUCUCUGAUUUAACAGUGUUCUUGUUUAUUACAGUUUACCAAUGACUUGUUACAUCUGCCACAUAAAUCAAAUUAUAGAAAGAAAAAGAAAAAAAAAACAGUAAUCACUGACAUAUUUCCCAUACACAUCGCUGCUUGAAAAAAUAAUUGUUCUAAGAGAAGGGAAAAUAUUGAUCUAUCAUAUCUGUUGCCAGCUCGCAAAAUCAAUUCCAUCUUUGUAAUGGAUAAUGGAUAUUUUAUACAUGUAUGAACUAUGUUUCCUCAUGUAUAUCUUUAUUUUAUACUUAUCAACACGGGAUGUGGUAAAAA